Messenger RNA from Porites evermanni, 1765 nucleotides. The record is from the annotation of a GenBank genome assembly. NCBI's taxonomy places the organism in Eukaryota, Metazoa, Cnidaria, Anthozoa, Scleractinia, Poritidae.
CUAUAACAUUGUCAUAUUUUUGAGGGUGAGUUAACGUUUUCGAUUAUUACGCACAGGCGCACGGGGAGAUAAAUAGUGACCUUUCUGGUCCAUCUCGACUUCUUAAGCUCUGUAUUUAGAUAACAAAACAGCCAUGAACAUAGCAGGUCUUACAACUGUACUUAUUGCCAUCCUGACAACUUGCAAAGGUAUGACCACCUCACUUAUUAAAGCGACUGUGUUUGUGUAGCGGCUCCGAAUAUAUUAUUUCAAAGCCAGCACACUUUAAUAUUCUCUUUGCAGUUCCCUACCUUCGUUCAGCUCGAAUACUGCGGCUUUUAAAAUGUGAAGGGUAAAGUGAAACACCAUUUGAUUCGACAGUUUAGAGAAAAUCAAGAUUUAAAAAAGGGAUUGGGCAACUUUUUUUUUAAAUGUGUCAUUUGCAUAUCAGUGAAAACACACUGAAAACAGUGUGCGCUGGGUUUUUGCGUUACGUUGGGAGUCAUCCAGGGUUUGCUUGCUGUACGCUUGUGUUUAUUACUCCGGUCUCUAUUAGCUAAUAAAAAUGCAUUCACUUUGAAUUAAGGAGAGAAAGGCAGCUUUCGGCUUGGGCCGAGGGUUUUGCGCGGCUGUAAGGAAAGAGGAGUACAUCUUGCCAACGAACGUCACCGAAACGGAUGAAUUAAGAAAACACACAGAAUUAUUGCUCUUGCAGGUUUAUAAGCUAGGGCUAUGCUUUACAGUAUAUGGGAGUUCCAAUGCAUGCAUAGAUAAAUAUUUUACAAAGGUUUGUCGAACAAUUAUAUUUGCAGGUGAGCUGUCAUUUAAAUAUCUGUGUAUUUAUUGGCACAACUAUUUCCGCACCCUUCACCAGGUAAAUAAGAAUUUUUACUAAACUUUGUUUCUACCUCUCCUUUCGAGGUGUACUGUCCUAGCUAUAGAUUGGCAAUGUUGCUAUGUACAACCCAAAAAGAUUUUGUUUUAAUAGCAAUCAGUUAUGAGGCUGAAAAUUGUUUUUAAUUAUUUUAAGUUGGACCGAGUAAAUUGCCUGUCUUGACAUUAGAUGGGAAAAAAAACCUUAAUACUUAUAGUUAAUUCUUUCAAGUUGCAGAAGAAUUGACAAAUAGAACGAAAUUGGACAAGUAAUUUGAUCUUAAAGUAUAUAGCGUAUAUAUGACCGUCGCCCAAAGUUUGGAGGAUCGUUUUCCCCUGGCGAAGAUGGUUCUUUGUACUCUCCCACAUUUCAUUGUUCUUCUUUAUAAACGUGAAAAUUUCUUACAGGAAGCAAGGUUUGAACUAGAAAACUUUUCGCACAGGUUCCCAAUGUCAGGUGGUCGAGGAGCCUUCAGGCGGAGGUCUGGGUCGAAUAUGUAGCCAAAAACACCAAAAUUCAUCAUCGCAAAAAUAAUCCUGAACUUUGAAGGAAACAGUUCCACUAGUGCAACAUUACAUGACUUUCAUUGAGAAAACCACUUAAACUAAAGGGCUUUAUCUUUAAGAAUUCAAGAAUGUUUUUCCUCAGGUCCCUAAUGUCACGUGGUCGAACAGACUUCAGCAAGAAGCGGAGGUCUGGGUCAAAUAUCUAGCGGAAAAGAACAAGUUUGAACAUAGCAAAAAGAAUCCUGGGAAUUUAUACCUGUCCCACCCUAACGAUUACCCAAAAGAGUAUUGCAGUGAUGCUGUACAAUGGUUCCAUUGGGAGGAGAGGUAUUACAAUUACGACAAACCCGGUUAUGUCAAUAAAGCGGAACAUUUUACACAGGUAUGUUACUGGAUGGUGAUAUAA